AUGAAGGGCAACAUGGGCGUCUUCAUUGCUCUGGUCGCCAGCGUUGCGACCGCGGCGCUGGCCUGCGUCUUCUUCAAGCGCUGCGUCUUCGCCAUCCUGGUCCGCCGCCCUCACCGCCGCGGCGCCUUCAUCGUCGCCCGUCACCAGCGCCCUGUCAGGAUCCCAGUCUUCAUUGCCCCCGUGAUCCCGAUGCGCGAUGAGGAGCAGGGAUACGAGCUGCAGUCGGGCGUCGGCCACCACUAG
Messenger RNA from Lasiodiplodia theobromae, 243 nucleotides. RefSeq lists its product as uncharacterized. The coding region runs from base 1 to 243 and encodes 80 amino acids. Lineage: Eukaryota; Fungi; Ascomycota; Dothideomycetes; Botryosphaeriales; Botryosphaeriaceae. The record is from RefSeq and is a predicted model, not a curated record. The transcript has a single exon.